Messenger RNA from Apiotrichum porosum, 1278 nucleotides. RefSeq lists its product as uncharacterized. The record is from RefSeq and is a predicted model, not a curated record. The transcript has a single exon. The coding region runs from base 1 to 1278 and encodes 425 amino acids. Lineage: Eukaryota; Fungi; Basidiomycota; Tremellomycetes; Trichosporonales; Trichosporonaceae.
AUGGAACCCCUCGUCGCCACCCAUAUGAGCCGCGUUGGCCAGUCCACUACCCGCCUUUCCAAGAUGGAGAGCGAUAACAUCCGCUCUGAAAUCUGGCUCGACGACACGUCUGUACCACAUGUCAUCGACACCAUCGCUAUUAUGGGGCCCACAAGUGUCCAGUUUUCUCUUAGAGCGACCUGUCGACGAAUGCGACGGCUGCUCGACCCAUUAAUCUUUAACCACGUCACUAUCGGACUCCCAUCAAGCGUCCAUCGCGACUAUUCACACUUCCUUGCCAUCCACCAGUUGGGGUACUCGAAGAGGUGGGACCAACGCAUAGUGUACGGUAAUGGCCUCUCAAACGGCAUAGAACUUGAUUUUUCCAACUAUCCAGGCUUGUUCGAAGCGGACAUUGUCCGCCUCCUCUUCCAUACCCAAACUGUAUCAAUAGUGGACGUUUUUACCGACCGCUCGCCCAUCAGCGAUGUUCUCGAUCCAGUCGAGAUGAAUGACGCUCAAGCGCUUGGAAUUAAACGGUCGUUCGUUUGGGCCAUACUCGGUUUGCUGUUCAAGAGAGCGAGGACGGUCCGCUUCCUUCCAUUCCGAAGUUUCAUUCCCACCUUCCGCCCGUUUGACCACUUUUCCCCCACUAGUGUUUCGACAAUAGUCUGCGGGGUGACUCUUUCGAGACCGCGUGCAAUAAAGCUCAAGGUUAUUGGCCGACCUCCGCGCCGCCCGCUACGAGAACCCACACCUCCAACCCACAUCCUUCCCCUGUAUAACACUAUUCAACCUCCUCCGCCUGGAACCAAACACCUGGCAGUAGCAGUGGAGGUUCCACGCGACCUCCUGCAAAAUGGUCAACACAUCAAGAUUGGGGUGGGCUGGUAUUCGGGCCCGCUGGCGCCCGAGCCAUGGUGGGCUGGUGUAUCCCUGCGUCAAGUAACAAUGUCCAUUACGUUGGCGGAGGAGGAACCAGCCAUAGUGAGAGAAUGGUUUUACGGUUACUCCUGCUUCCUGGACGGCAAGUAUGGAGUGCUGAGCCACCUAGUACCCGCCAUCCUCAACAGGCCCGACGUCCAAUUCACCUUGGUCGGAAUAAAGGCACUGCACGAGAGACGCGAGGAUUCCCUUGGAAUCCUAUCCACCAUGACCUGGGGACAAGUCAAGGAAACGUUUAGAAUGGCGACGCAGAACGACGGGUGGGAUGCGGGUUCUGGGCGCGAGCACGUCGAGUUCUUGUCCCACAACGAGUUCCAGCGAAGGGUGGGACCAGUGCAAUCGGCUCUGUUGUGA